Molecule: messenger RNA, 2037 nt
Organism: Cannabis sativa
Lineage: Eukaryota; Viridiplantae; Streptophyta; Magnoliopsida; Rosales; Cannabaceae
Exons: 2
Coding region: 1607-1924 (105 amino acids)
Source: RefSeq, a predicted model, not a curated record
UAUUUUAUUAUUCAUUAAUGUAAAAAUAAUAAAAAGUAUUUAAUUUGCAUAUAUUUAUAAACUAUCAUUUAUCACUUUAUUUAUUUUAAAAUAAAAUUGAAUAAAAUAUUAUGGAAGAAUUAUAUUAGUCUAAAAGUUAUAUUUUGAAGAUUAUGUAUUAUUAACAAGUGGUACACCCUAAAAAAUUCCGUGCAUAAAAAUACUAUUCUUCUUCUUGUUAAAAAAUUUUGGUUGUUGGAGAUCUAAUACAAUCGGGUAUAUGAAAAACUAUUUUAAUCUAAGCACAAAGUUCAAAAAAAUAAUUUCCAAUAUAAAUGGUCAAAGACUCAGAACAGGUAUGUAACUCAUCAUACGGUUCAAAAUAGGGGGUGAUGAAACAAAAUAAAAUAGAAUAAUGAGCAAAAAUUUCGAAAGGGUAAAUGGGUAUGGCGAUUCUUGUUGCAAAACACGCAAGCAAAAUAUUCUGAUUCCAAUAGAUGGGACAAGAGCCCUUAGAGCCAGAAUAGAAUGGAGAAACAAAAGAGUCAUUUCAUAAUUUCAUUCACAUUGUUGUUUUUGGGUCCCACCAAAUCUAUGUACCAUAAUCUGUGGCCCUGAUUUUAUAGCAUAACAGAGGAAAGAUGCUCUACAGCAAUGCCUUACAUACAUUACUUGCUUGGUCAGCUUAAAUGGGUCAUAUCUGAUCAUCAUCAUCUUUCAUCAGGGCUCAUGUGCCAAAUUUUAAGUUUUUUUUUUGUUUUAUUUAAACCAAAAUUUUAAUCUUUAUUCUCGUUAGCCCCUUUAUUUAUUUUUGGCUUAUAUAAGGGUUUUGGGGGCCAAAUUUUAGAUCAUUCGUUUUUUUUUUUCCUUUUCUUUUCUUACUAGGGGCCACAAAAGAGAGAAAGAAAGAAGAUAGUGAAAACAGGGAGAGUGUCAAGUUUUUUGAGGACAAUAAAGGUUUAAGGUAAGUAAGUGACUAUAUCGUUUUUUUUUUAUUCUAUUAUCCUUUUCUUUGGCUUUUUAUCUGAGAUAUGUUUUAUGUUUGUUUGCUUGUUUUUUCUUCUGAAAUUUUCAUUUAUUAAGGACUUUGUCUUAUAAAAAGAAAAAAAGAACAUAUUAUGGUUGUCAUCUUAUAAGCAGUAGGAUUAUUUCACACAGUUUCUUUUUUCUUUUUUUUUUUCGACAAACACUGUGAUUUUAAUUUCUCAUGAGCGGAGAUAUGUUCAUAUCACAAUAUCAUGCAUAAAUAUAAAUAGAAAAGUAUAUAUAAUAAUAAUUUUAAAGAUUUCAUUUCUUUUUCCCUUUUAAAGAAAAAAAAAAGAUUUCAUUUCUUUUUAUACUUCCUUUUGGUAAAUGCAAAGUACUCAUUAUUACUAAUACAAUGUGUAAAACCAUCAAUUGACUUCAGUUGAAAACGUAUGAAUCUUUCUAUGCUUAGCUGGGAAAUCCAUGAUCAUAAAACAAAAAUAGAAAGAAAAUAUCUUAGAAAUACAUUAAUGAUCUUUUCUUUCUAUAUACACAAGUUCCUAGAAUUAGAGAGAGAGAGCGAGAGAAAAGAGCUACACAAUCAUAAUUCAAAAGACCUCUAAUUGAUACUUAACUUUCUUACAAAAAGAUCUGUGAAGUUAUGGAGAAGAACAUGUCCAAGAAUAACCUUUUCUCAGAUAUAGGUUGGGAUUUAGGUGAGAAUAAAAAGGGAUCAUCUUCAUCUUCAUCAGAACUUGAAGAAUUACAAAAAGAGCACGAGGAGAAAAUAUCAAGGAUCGAAGAACUGAAAAAGCAAAUCGAAUACACAAAGGUUAGAUUGGAGAAGAAGACGAAGUCAUUAGCAGUGGCAGAUGAGGACAAAAUGGAAGCUUUUAAGACUUUGACUCAGAAAUAUAACAUCAUGAGACAAGAGUACAAUACUUUGUUGCUUCAACACUCGACAAAAUCACUCAAUUAAACUCAUCUCUUCUAGUAGUAGUAGUAGUAGUAUGGUUAUUGAUGUUUAAUAUAUAUAUAUAUGCAUGCAUGUGUACAUAAAUAAUUAAAUAGGAUUAAUUUUCUUAAUUUCUU